AAAAUUAAUGCAUUAGGGAAAUUGGUUAAAAUUAUCCACAAUAACAUAUAAAAAUGAGAACGGAUAGACAAUUCCAGAUUGGGAAACAGUAGAGAGAACAACUAGAAAACCUGGAUAAUUAAUUGAUGGGGUAGAAGUCAUUCCAAUAGUAAGAUAUAAAAAUAAGUAAAAUAAAAUACUUCUUAUAGCAAAUUUCAGACCUCCUGUAAAUGGAUACGUUAUUGAGUUUCCAGCAGGAUUAUUAGAUAGUAAUAAUUUAUUUGAAAAUGCAAUUAGAGAAUUGAAAGAAGAAACUGGAUAUAUAGCUGAAGAAGUAAAAAUGUUAGGUUUUUCUCCUCCUUAAUAUACAGAUCCUUGGAAAAGUAACGAAUGUGGAUAAAUUGUGUGGGCAUUUAUUGAUGGAGAUAGGGAAGAAAAUUAAAAUCCAAAAUAAGAGUUGGAAAAGGAAGAAAAUAUUCACCCUUUUUUAGUUGAUUUAGAUGAAAAUAUUAUCAAGAAUAUUUAAAAUAUUAUGGAAACUAAAAAUUAUCUUAUUGAACAGAAAAUUUAUAUGUUUUUACUUGGAUUGUAAUUUAAAUCACUAAUUAUUUGA
Ichthyophthirius multifiliis is the source of this 592-nucleotide messenger RNA. RefSeq names its product nudix family protein, putative. The record is from RefSeq and is a predicted model, not a curated record. The transcript has a single exon. Gene Ontology annotation, biological process: ribose phosphate metabolic process; nucleoside phosphate metabolic process. NCBI's taxonomy places the organism in Eukaryota, Ciliophora, Oligohymenophorea, Hymenostomatida.